This is a messenger RNA of Rotaria sp. Silwood1, 339 nucleotides long. Lineage: Eukaryota; Metazoa; Rotifera; Eurotatoria; Philodinida; Philodinidae. The record is from the annotation of a GenBank genome assembly.
AUGACAAAUAUUCAUGAUAAUACUAAUAAUAAUAAUGAAGAAAAUCUCAUUUAUGAUAAUGAUGGUUUUUUAUUAUUGAUGGAAAAAGCUCAAUCAAAUCUUUCGUUAUUUAAUGUUAGUUAUGAUUCACUUAUUUUCAAUGAAAAUGAUGAUUUCAAUCAAAAAUCAAGACAAACAUUGAAUACAAUAAAACAUUAUAAUAGUUCCAUGGAUAUUCAUGUAGACAUUAAAAAAUCUAAUCAUCGUUUAACAAUGACUUUUUCAGAAGACAUUUUUUCUUCACAAACAAAAACUUUACAAAGAUGGAAAGGACAUGAAUUAUUAAAUACAUGUGCUUAA